UCUCGCACCACCACUCACUCAAGCGCGUCUUUGUUACCUUCAACUGCGUUAACUACAGCAAAAGGACUACAUUUAUACAGAUAUUCAAGAUUAUUUCAACGUAGAGACAGAAUAGUUUCAAGAAAAUAGUUUUUGGAUCUCGACUUACUUUUUAGUUUCAUUAAGGAUAACCGGUGGCAGGACAUGUGAUACGGAUGAACAAAAAACAUUGAAUAUAAAGAAACUUCACAUGAAACCAUCGGACUUCUGCGUCUUGUACUUCGCGUUGAGAACUGUGAAUUGCUGAGUAGCCUCCAUACUCUGUUGUAGCUAGCCUACUUUGUUGAGUAGGCAACAUCUUCAGUGUGUGCGGCGAGGUCUGGCGAGACCCAAAAAGCCCAAUUCAAUCGAAGGAACUCAUUCAGUCACCGAAGGUGAAACAAGAUAUUUGGAAAAUUCUGCUAUAAAGUUGAAGCCCUAACAAGGAGCACUCGACUCGUCAGCUUCCGUGAAUAUUGCAAACGAUUGGAUUGCAUAGUUUUCCUUUUCACUGGACGUUAUUAAUAAUUGUACAUUUUUGCGUUUGUCGAUCAGUCGAUAGAUUGUUAUUAAUGUUUCUCAUUGUAUAGAUAUUUAUUUUGUAAUAUGAGGCCAAAAUCUUAUUGCGGGCGGGCAUCGUAUUAAAUGCUGAAUAGUGCAGAUAGAGUGUAUGCCUUAUAGGCAACCAGAACAGAGCACUGUGGAAAAGAGGUCAGAUCUAAGUUUGCGGUUUCGUGGUUUUGCUGUAGUCCGUGAGAAGCAGAAAUCAACUCGAUGUUUCUCAUGCAGCUACAUCCUGAGCAGAUGAUAUAACACGCAAACAUUCAACUUUAUCGUGUCUGCAAGAUAAAAAGUCUCUUCACUCACUGGACAGUUCAGGAUUUAUUGUGAUAGAUUAACCGGGGGAGCUGCGUGCGCUCAGCUCCAUCAUCGCGUAAACCGCUGGAAUUGACCGAGACCAAAGGAGCAAGUGUCAGAGAGCGGGAAAAUACAUAUAUUCUCCAAAAAAAGAGCCCUGAACACUCGUCAAAACCCCUCGAGAAGUGGCCUUGACCAACGCUGUUGUGAUGCAUAUUCCCGUAGACCCUAACACCACCAGACGGUUCACACCGCCCUCCACGUCGUUCCCCUGCAGCAAGAUUGGAGACGGCAGCGGGACCAUGGGCACCCCUGGACCACUGAGGACACGACCCGAGGCCAGGAAUGUGGUGGACGUCCUGUCAGACCACGCUGGCGAGCUGGUCCGUACAGACAGCCCAAACUUCCUCUGCUCCGUGCUGCCCUCACACUGGAGGUGCAACAAGACACUCCCUGUGGCUUUCAAGGUUGUUGCACUCGGUGAUGUGCCCGACGGGACUCUGGUCACGGUGAUGGCGGGGAACGACGAGAACUUCUCUGCAGAGCUGAGGAACGCGUCUGCGGUGAUGAAGAACCAGGUCGCCCGCUUCAACGACCUGCGGUUCGUGGGCAGAAGCGGACGAGGAAAGAGCUUCACUCUGACCAUCACAGUCUUCUCUGGUCCCCCUCAGGUGGCCACCUACCACCGUGCCAUUAAAGUGACAGUGGAUGGGCCCAGGGAACCCAGACGACACAGGGUGAAACUGGAGGAUCCCCAGAAGAUGCAGUUCUCUGAUAGGCUGACAGAGAUUGAGCGCUACCAGCGGGCCAGCCUGAGGAUGGGGCCUGGUAACCCCCAGCCCCGGCCCAUGCACCAGAGCCACCUGGGGCCCUCCACCCAGUCCCAGAUACAAGCCCUGUGGUCUGACCAGAUUGACCCACCAUCUCUGAAGACAUGCAAAGUGGAGGACGACCUCAGAUGGUCAAGUCCCACCGCUGAUCUCUUCCCCCAGAGGACCUCCUUCCCCUCUCUCUCCCCGCUGACUGACCCUCGUUUCUCAGACCCACGUAUGCACUACCCAGGGGCCUUCACCUACUCAGCCAACCCCUCCAGCACGGGCAUCGGAGGCCUCAGUGUGACGGGAAUGUCUGCCUCCUCCCGCUACCACACCUACCUGCCCCCACCCUACCCGGGCAACCAGAACCAGGGAAGCCACUUCCAGUCCAACUCCUCCCCCUACCACCUGUACUACGGCACCGGGUCCGGCUCCUACCAGUUCUCCAUGGUGGGCCCGGGCGGGACUGGGGGUGAGCGCUCCCCCAGCCGCCUGCUGCCCUGCUCGGGGGCCUCAGCCUCUGGAGUUGGCAACAGCCUGAUAAUCCAGGGCCUGAGCAACCAGAGCGAGGGGGUGGAGGCGGAUGGUAGCCACAGCAACUCCCCUACGACCAUGAGCGGGUCUGGACGCAUGGAUGAAUCUGUCUGGAGGCCCUACUGACUGUUAGACAGCUAGAGGAAAUGUAGGACAGAGAAGAGAGAGAGAAAGCAAAAGUAAAGAAGUUAAAUGAACAAAAAAAGAUGAAUCCUUCCCCAAAAAAUAAAUGUUGCAUGUUUGUCUUUUAUUUUUCCGCACUCGCUUCGUACCCUUUUCCUAGUUGACCAAAGACAUUCAAUGUCUGUCAGAAUGCCAUGGCCAGAGGUGGCCUUUUUGAAGGCCAUGGGUACACCCUGCACUGUGACAGGGACUAUUCUCUGAGACUCUGAAAGCCAUACAAAUCUCAUUAUUUUCAAUUGAUGAGUAAGAACUGCAAAAUAACUGUAAAUAGAUGUUAUGGUGUUAGAACAAAUAAGCCAUAGUAAUAUACUGUAUCAGGUUCUUCUGAAAAACAGGUACAACAUGCAUACCAUAGACUAUGAAAAGGCACAACUUUCACAUCCAUUCAUUCUAUGCAGCUGAUGAACGGUAAAAAUGCAAGUGCUAUUGUGGCUAAUCAGCCAACGAGACCAAAACUAUCCUUAUCCCUCAGAUGAGGGAUACCUUUCUUGGCGUUACAAGCUAAACAUCCAGAACAGUGACUGUACUGCCUCAACAGCCUUUGACUGUUAUGUGAAAACAGAAGUCAAACAGGAUGUUUGCUUCACAUGACUCAGAACCUGCCCUAGAUGACUUGUGGCUGUAUUGCUAAUGUAUACAUGUCAAUUGAUCCUGAAGCUUUUAUUUUGUGAGCGGUUUUGGAGAUUCAUCCAUCAGUCCAUGAAAGAUCAUCAAGAACAAUCCAUCGUCUCAAAGUAGUUAUGCAUUGCUUGAAAAUUGCAUUUAUUAUCUAUACUAGGAUGGAUCAGUCCUUGGAGGUACAGUAAGCAAUGCUUAUUCAAAAUGAACAACAUUAUGUAUUUGAGUGAAACUCCCCUGUAAAGUCGUUAAUGUAUUGAUCAUCUAUGUAGCAGAACAAUAGCUGAUAUUCUGAGGACCGUCCAGGACUUUAGCAGAGAAGAGGUUUUUUGAAGCAGGAAUUUUAUGGAUUCCUGUCUUUUUAGUUUCUUUAUUUGUACUUAUGGUAGGCCUAUAUAUUUCUUCAUUGUGUCUGCAAACUGUUCUAGUGUAGUAUGUCUGAACUAGAUAAUACAGUUUACUUUUUUUAUAUUUAUUUGAGCCAAAUUUGAGAAAAUGUUCACUUAUGCCCAAAAACAUUUAGCAUUUCUCUCUACCUUAUCUUUUUUGUAUAAAUAUUUUGUUUAUUUGUCGUUUAAUAUAAAAUUUGAAUUUGUGUAACAUAUUUCUUCUAAAUUAUGAAAAAAAACUAAACUUUUAAUGUUAUUAUUUUGUAUUUCAAUGUAGCUUCGAUGCACUAAAAACAUUCAUGAUAUUUAACCAUUAGAAGCACAGAUCCCAAUAUUAAAUCCAACAAUCACUUUAUUUAUAAGAUCCCCCCUUAAACAGUCGCCCAAUCAUCAACCCCCAGCCUCCUUGAGUUCACAUUUUUUCCACUCUUUUAAAGAAGAAAAUAAAUACUUAAGGUACACAACCCACAUUAUGUGGCUAUGCAGAUCUUGUUUCUUUGUUUAUCAAACAAAGAUACUAACCUGUAUCAAGAAUGACUGAAACCUCAGACUAUGAUUGGCUUAAUCUCAAACCACAUUGGCAUGUCUGAAGUGGCUAACUAAACAGUAGAGAUGGAGUGGGCUGAUUUUCACACGUAAGCACACACACACACACACACACACACACACACACACACACACACACACACACACACACACACACACACACACACACACACACACACGCUUUCUGUGCUACAGGUGGGAUUGUGCACAUUCUCACAGACCCAAUGGCCUUUCCCACCCCAGGGGGACACAGAGAGUAGGGAUGAAGAUAGAGGGGUGUUCAAAGUGGGAUCCUCUUACCAACACCAAGGGCAAUCCUAACUAAAAACAAGCCAUUGUUGUGCACAGGUCCCUUUGUUCUGCAUGAGCUGUGAGUCCUUUGAAGCCUUUCUGAACGUGUUUUCUCUCCUUCCUAUUGUAAUUUACUGAUCAUUAGUGCCUGCAGCUCAGGGCACUGCACAUGAUUCAGAUGUCAGGACAGAGCAUCUUUUUUCUAUGAGCUGUGCUGAGCCACUUAAUUCAUUGUGUCAGGUGUGCCAUGUUAAUAAAUUGAGGUGUUUUGGUGAAACGGAGGAGGAGAGUUGGUGGGGCUUCUUAAGAGCAGAUAUUAUACCAAUUAGGGUUGGUUUAGCGACCUCAAAUCUUUGAGCUCAUACAUUAAAAAACAAAAAAUACUGUUAGCAUUUGUCGCUCAGAAAAAAAGUUAAGCUAACUCUAUUGACAAAUCUACUACCUUAUGCCUUAUUUUUGUUUAAGACAAUCAAUUAUAUAAAGAUGCAUUCCUAACCUCUGGGGAGUGGAGGGAAAGAAUAGCAUGUUAUUAUAAUCACUGUGUUCCUACCCAUCCCUUUGGGUUUGAAGGCCUAACUUUAGAUUGGGCAAAAUUCAUGCAGCUAUGAGAAAUCAAAGAUGUACCUGAUAUCAUAUGGUUAUAUCAAAACCAAAGAAAGGCCUGUAAUAUUGUUACAUUGAGGGUUUGGAUUCGUUGUUUUACACAAAAUGUCUCGGUUGGUUUCCAUUAUCUGUUGAUAAAAUGUCCAUACCUCUUAAGAGGUUGUGUGUAUAUCAUGAGGCAUUUGCAAAACAGGGAGGUUAAAUUGUACAAUUACAUUUUAUUUUAUUUUAUGUUGGAUAGAAAAGCACAAAGCUUAUGUUUUCUUUAAUGUUUCUUUCAAACAACCUCCUCUUCAUUUUGUUAUACCAUAAUGUUAAUUCAUUUUGCUCAAAGCAUGUAUGUCUGAAGCUGAUAUGUUAAUUUAAUUUUCAUCCAUGUAAUAUCCUUAAAGACUCUGUAUUAAGUGCUUGUAAAGUGUGCAGAUAAUGUAGUUUUUAAUCAUUUUAAUUAAAAAACAUAAAUUUCA
This is a messenger RNA of Salvelinus fontinalis (brook trout), 5322 nucleotides long. Its product is annotated as runt-related transcription factor 3-like. The record is from RefSeq and is a predicted model, not a curated record. The transcript has 6 exons. Gene Ontology annotation, molecular function: ATP binding; DNA-binding transcription factor activity, RNA polymerase II-specific; RNA polymerase II cis-regulatory region sequence-specific DNA binding. Gene Ontology annotation, cellular component: nucleus. Gene Ontology annotation, biological process: regulation of transcription by RNA polymerase II; regulation of cell differentiation; hemopoiesis. Bases 1086 to 2351 code for a protein of 421 amino acids. NCBI's taxonomy places the organism in Eukaryota, Metazoa, Chordata, Actinopteri, Salmoniformes, Salmonidae.